AACUCUUUACAGAAACAGAUCUGAGCUGCGCAGCGGAGUCAGUGUCAUGGCGGUCAGCAUCAUGUCGGCUUGUUGUCGAGCGUCUGUUCCGUCUCUCUACCUCCUUGCCUGCUUCCUUCAGGUCCUCAUCCAAGGACAAGUGUUUCAGGCUCCUCAGACCCACGACGUGUUCCUGCGGUCCAAGCGGGCCAACCUGUUCCUGCUGGAGGAGAUCCUGCAGGGGAACCUGGAGCGGGAGUGUUACGAGGAGCUGUGCAGCUACGAGGAGGCCCGCGAGUACUUCGAAGACAACGACAAGACGAUCGCCUUCUGGACCGUUUACCACGAUGGGGACCAGUGUCAGCCCAACCCCUGCCUCUAUGGAGGGAACUGCACCGACAAAGUGGGGGGGUUCCACUGCUCCUGCGCUGCCCCCCACUACGGACCGGUCUGCGAACGGCGAGAAGGACAACAGCCGCCCACCGCGUCACAAACCACCAGAGCAGAAAUCUCUGAGUGUUUGACUGAAGGCCCAACAGCUUGUCACCAGCUGUGCACGGCAUCGUACAACACCUUCACCUGCUCCUGCAUGUCGGGAUUCAAACUACAGGCCGACCGACGCAGCUGCCUGCCUAACGUGAAGUUUCCUUGUGGACGACUUCCUGACAAGUUCAACACGACUGCCUCAAUGUGUCACCUGGGAAACUGUCCCUGGCAGGUGUCCCUGCUGAACAACAGAAAGGUGGAGCUGUGUGCCGGCGUGGUGCUGGGUCAGCGCUCUGUCCUGACCGCCGCCCGCUGCCUCUUCCUGGACUCAGAAUCCGACCUCCGACCCUCCAACUUCUACGUGGUCACCGGCGAUAAGAAGACGAUCGUCCCUGUCCGGGCUUUGUACGUCCACGACCGUUUCCGUGCAGAUCACCACGAAAACGACCUCGCCCUCCUCGAGCUGGCCGGCCCCCUGCCCUUUAGCCCCACCCUCAUCCACCUCUGCCUGCCCCCCAAGGACUUCAGCGAAAACAUCCUGAUGCGUUCUGGGAGGACGGGCAUCGCCGAGAGACGGGGGGCCGGUCGGACACAGAAGUUGGUCUACAUGACGCUGGACGAGUGUCGCAGUCUGCUGACUGUUUCGCAUCCGCUCAGCAACAAAAUGUUCUGCAUGAGGAGGCAGAAUGGACCUUUAGGGAACCAAAGCAGAGUCCAGAGGAACCCAAAUGUAGCUUUAGGGAACCAAAGCAGAGUCCAGAGGAACCCAAAUGGACCCUUAGGGAACCAAAACAGAGCCCAGAGGAACCCAAAUGUAGCUUUAGGGAACCAAAACAGAGCCCAGAGGAACCCAAAUGUAGCUUUAGGGAACCAAAAUAGAGCCCAGAGGAACCCAAAUGUAGCUUUAGGGAACCAAAACAGAGCCCAGAGGAACCCAAAUGUAGCUUUAGGGAACCAAAGCAGAGUCCAGAGGAACCCAAAUGUAGCUUUAGGGAACCAAAACAGAGACCAGAGGAGGCUGAAUGAACAUACAGUAAACCAGAACCAGAAUCAAACCCAAAACGGUCAAAAUGGAACAGAAAACUAUAACAGCAGGAGUUCAAAGAAUCACAAGCCCUCAGAAGGAAACAGCAGCUCGAGGUCAGAGGUCAGCGGCGGGCGAUGUGGCGGUGUGUUGCCGGGGACGCCCGUUGCCACAGUGCAGCAAGGGACGGUGUUUCUGACUGGGCUGCUGAUCUCAUCAUCCGCAGGCUGCGAUGGCGGCGGUCUGGUGUUCACCAAACUUUCCCGCUACCUGAGCUGGAUCAGACCGAGGCUGGAGGCAGCCGAGGAUAACAUGACCCCCCAAGUCAGCCAGGAUCCUGAGUAUCGCUAACAACCCGCCCACCACCGCCAUCUUUAAAACUUUUUUUUUUUUUUUUUAAAGGUCGACAACUUUUCAUCAUAAAACUUCACGUUACCAAACUCCUGGUUUCAGCUCCUUACAAACAUUUUCCAAAGUGAACGAUAUUCCCCACAGCAGGCCUGUCCCUGGUUCACUGGUCCACGCAUGUGGUCCCAGCAGAACCCGAGUCUGGCACCAAAGCUGUGAGCAUCGGAGGGAUUUACAGUUUGGACUGAUCUCACAAUGUGUUUUAUUAACUUCCUGUUUAGAAGAGGACGCGGCAAAAAGACAGAAACAUACAGACGAUAAACCCCGAUUUUAUAACUAUAUUUCAAAAGUAAACUGUAGUGUGAUGAAAUGUAUAAAACUUUGCCACUAAAAGUUUGUUUUAAAGUUGA
Messenger RNA from Siniperca chuatsi (mandarin fish), 2247 nucleotides. It is a transcript of the gene prozb, whose product is annotated as protein Z, vitamin K-dependent plasma glycoprotein b. The transcript is spliced from 10 exons. The coding region runs from base 47 to 1840 and encodes 597 amino acids. Gene Ontology annotation, molecular function: serine-type endopeptidase activity; calcium ion binding. The record is from RefSeq and is a predicted model, not a curated record. Lineage: Eukaryota; Metazoa; Chordata; Actinopteri; Centrarchiformes; Sinipercidae. Gene Ontology annotation, biological process: proteolysis. Gene Ontology annotation, cellular component: extracellular region.